Molecule: messenger RNA, 1898 nt
Organism: Calypte anna (Anna's hummingbird)
Lineage: Eukaryota; Metazoa; Chordata; Aves; Apodiformes; Trochilidae
Gene: FBXL16
Product: F-box and leucine rich repeat protein 16
Exons: 6
Coding region: 94-1596 (500 amino acids)
Biological process (GO): SCF-dependent proteasomal ubiquitin-dependent protein catabolic process
Cellular component (GO): SCF ubiquitin ligase complex
Molecular function (GO): protein binding
Source: RefSeq, a predicted model, not a curated record
UUCCCGGUAUUUUAAUUCUUUUUCUCGGGAGACGACGAGGAUAAGGCAUGGCAUGAGCUUCAGGAGCCGGGACUGGAGAGAGACCCGUGGAAGAUGUCGAACCCGCGCAACGGUGACACAAAGCCCCCAUGUCUGCCCCGCAACGGCCUGGUGAAGAUCCCCACCCAACCCAACGGCCUCGGUUCCGCCAGCAUCACCAAAGGCACCCCCGCCGUCAAGAACCGCCUGUGCCAGCCUUCCUCUGUGCCUGCCAUCCUCAGCCCAGCCUUAGCCCACCGCAGCGACCUCUCCAUCCCCAGCCUGGCCUCCCCGCUCUCCUUGGCCGCUCUGGCCAGUGUCUCCUCCCCUCCCGACGCUUCCUUGGCGGGACUGACCCCCAGCGAAGGUUCGGAGCAGCCCUCGCCGGAGCGGCUGCCCGGCUCCCCCUCGGAGAGGCAGCUGGCAGUGGAUGAGAAGAUCCUCAACCGCUUGUUCUGGUACUUUUCUGCCUGUGAGAAGUGUGUGUUGGCACAGGUGUGCAAGGCCUGGAGACGAGUGCUCUACCAGCCCAAGUUCUGGGUGGGUUUGACCCCUGUCCUGCACACCAAAGAGCUCUACAACAUCCUGCCCAGUGGAGAGAAGGAGUUCGUCAGCCUGCAAGGCUUCGCCAUCCGUGGCUUCGACGGCUUCUGCCUGGUGGGCGUCUCUGACCUGGACAUUUGUGAGUUCAUUGACAACUAUCCUCUCUCCAAGAAAGGGGUGAAGUCCAUGAGCCUUAAGAGGUCGACCAUCACAGACGCGGGGUUGGAGGUGAUGCUGGAGCAGAUGCAGGGUGUGGUGCGGCUGGAGCUGUCGGGCUGCAAUGACUUCACGGAGGCAGGGCUGUGGUCCAGCCUCAACGCCCGCAUCACCGCCCUGAGCAUCAGCGACUGCAUCAACGUGGCCGACGAUGCCAUCGCCGCCAUCUCCCAGCUCCUGCCCAACCUCACCGAGCUCAACCUCCAAGCCUACCACGUGACGGACACGGCGCUGGCCUACUUCACUGCCAAGCAAGGUUACACCACCCACACCUUGCGCCUCAACUCCUGCUGGGAGAUCACCAACCACGGCGUGGUCAACAUGGUCCACAGCCUGCCCAACCUGAGCGUCCUCAGCCUCUCGGGUUGCUCCAAGGUGACAGAUGAUGGCGUGGAGCUGGUGGCUGAGAACCUGCGGAAGCUUCGCAGCCUCGACCUCUCCUGGUGCCCUCGCAUCACCGACAUGGCCCUGGAGUACAUCGCCUGUGACCUGCACAAGCUGGAGGAGCUGGUGCUCGACAGGUGCGUGCGGAUCACUGACACUGGCCUCAGCUACCUGUCCACCAUGUCCUCCCUGCGGAGCCUCUAUCUGCGCUGGUGCUGCCAGGUGCAGGAUUUUGGCCUGAAGCACCUCCUGGGCAUGGGCAGCCUGCGGCUCCUCUCUCUGGCCGGCUGCCCCUUGCUGACAACCACGGGGCUAUCGGGGUUGGUGCAGCUGCAGGAUCUGGAGGAGCUGGAGCUCACCAACUGCCCCGGGGCCACCCCCGAGCUCUUCAAAUACUUUUCCCAGCACCUCCCAUGCUGCAUGGUCAUCGAGUAGCGCCGGAUCGGACCCUCCCACCCCGAUUCCCGAGUCCCCCCCUCCCCGCCUGAUAUUGCCCACCCCAACUUCUUUCCAUCUUCUGGGCCGGGGAGAGGCGGGGGGCUGGGGAACGACGACUUAAAAGAUGCCACCCCAGACACCCCCAGCACCGACACCUCAAGGAUCCCCUGUAAAUUCUGUCCCUUCCUCGUCCUUCCUCCUCUUCUCAUGGCCCAGCCUCCUCCCGCUGUCCCACCAACCGCUUCUGGAGGGACAAACGGACACCACGGACACCCAAAGUGGGGAGGAGACAAUGGCGU